Messenger RNA from Chrysoperla carnea, 1111 nucleotides. It is a transcript of the gene eas, whose product is annotated as ethanolamine kinase 1. Bases 29 to 1090 code for a protein of 353 amino acids. Gene Ontology annotation, molecular function: ethanolamine kinase activity. Gene Ontology annotation, cellular component: cytoplasm. Gene Ontology annotation, biological process: phosphatidylethanolamine biosynthetic process. The transcript is spliced from 6 exons. Lineage: Eukaryota; Metazoa; Arthropoda; Insecta; Neuroptera; Chrysopidae. The record is from RefSeq and is a predicted model, not a curated record.
UACAAUUAACAACAAAACUACAUAACCAAUGGCACAAAUAACAAAUCAAUUAAUAAUACAACAAAUUAAUGUAACAAUUAGUAUACAAAAUGAAAUAGAUAUAUUCGAAGGUGCACAACUUAUUUUAAAUUGUAUUCGACCACAAUGGUCAAAAUCAUCAAUUCAAAUGAAGAUGUUAAGUGGAGGAAUAACAAAUGCACUUGUUCGUUGCCGCUUAGAAGAUGAUGUUGAUUCAAGCGAUACGAUCUUAAUAAGAAUAUACGGUGCUAAGUCUGAACUGUUUAUUGAUAGGGAUGCAGAAAAAAGGAAUUUAAUAAAAUUACAAGAAGUUGGAAUUUCAGCACCUUUGUAUGCAAUAUUUAAUAAUGGAUUAGCAUACAAAUACAUUAACGGUACUACAUUGACAACUGAAACCGUUGUUGUGCCUAAAGUCUAUAAAUCAGUUGCAACGCAAAUGGCAAAAUUGCACAAAUCAAUUAAUAACAAUAAUAAUAAUGUACCUAUGUUAUGGAUCAAAUGCUCAAGAUUUUUGGAAUUAAUACCUGAAAAAUAUAAUGAUCCCGAUAAACAAAAAAGGUUUGAAACUCUUUGUCCAUCAAAGUCUGUGAUUACUAAAGAAUUAGCUCUACUAAAAAGUAAUUUAGAACAAUUAAAUAGUCCAAUUGUAUUUACCCAUAAUGAUUUAUUACUGGGUAAUAUAAUUUAUAACGAUGAAAAUAAUUCUGUUUCAUUUAUUGAUUUUGAAUAUGCUGCAUACAACUAUCAGGCAUUCGAUAUUGGAAAUCAUUUUGCUGAGUAUAUUGGUACAGAUAAUAUAGAUCUAUCAAAUUAUCCAUCAAAAGAGUUACAAUACGAUUGGUUGAAAGAAUACCUAACUGUAUAUAACGGCACUAAAGAAGUAAGUGAUAUGGAUAUUCAUAAUUUGUAUGUUCAAGUCAACAAAUUUGCAUUAAUAUCAAGUGUAUUUUGGGGAAUGUGGUCUCUUGUUCAAGCAGCAAAUUCAACGAUUGAUUUUGAUUUUAUCGAGUAUAGUGGAAUUAAAUUUGGAGAAUAUUUUAAAUAUAAAGAACAAUUUUUACUAUUAGAAUAAUUAAAAAAAAUAUUAGAACAC